AUGCACAAACGAUAUGAAUUUCAAGAACAAUUUAUUCUAGCUGAUAAACUUCUUACAGAUGAUGAAAAAACUGAAGCAAUAAAUUAUAUAACUGAAAAUUAUGACCGAAGUAAAAUUUUUUUUAAUUCAGGAACAAAAAGAAUUUGUGAAAAUUGUAAUCAAGAAUGUUUAGCAACAUUAUAUUGUGAAUAUUGUGUUCGAAAUUAUUUAAAAGCAAAUUUUAAAAAUUGGACAUCCGGAAAUAAUGAUAUUGAUAAUUUAAUACAGAAAUGUCAAUUGGAAACACGUAUACCAAAAAUGGUAGUUGAAUGGAUUCCAUAUAACAAUCUAAAAAAUAUUAAAUAUCUAACAAAAGGUGGAUUCUCGGAAAUUUAUACAGCAGGUUGGAUUGGUGGAAGUUAUGAAAAAUGGAAUUCUAAUGAACAGCAAUUAGAAAGAUUUGGUACUAUUGCAGUAAUACUUAAAAAAUUAGAAAAUGUUGAAAAUGCUAAUCAAAGUUGGUUUGAAGAG
Molecule: messenger RNA, 510 nt
Organism: Rhizophagus irregularis DAOM 181602=DAOM 197198
Lineage: Eukaryota; Fungi; Glomeromycota; Glomeromycetes; Glomerales; Glomeraceae
Source: RefSeq, a predicted model, not a curated record